UUAUUUAUGACUUACAUAUGUAGAUUAUUUAUUUCUUUGUUUUAUUUUAUCUCAUUUCGACUUUGAAAUUACAGGACUGUUUCGUGGCAGAAGGCGAGCGUAAAUUAGCAAAGUUAUCAAAAAAAAACGAUAGUAUGACUUGUGAGCGGUUACUCAACCAGAAUUGAGUCAUUUAAAAAAGGAAAUGACGUCAUUCGUUAAGUAAGAGUUAAACAUAACUUAAUGUCGCCAUCAGGCGGUAACACUCCGCCUACAUGUUUGACUUAACGUUAAAAUAAUUAAAACAUUUCUGACUCGCAUUUUUAACGUAAAUUGACAGGUAUCGCACGAUGAUAAAACACUAUACUAUAUUUCUAGAUAAGAUUCGAUAAAUAAUUCUUUAAUACCUAAUAAUGGCAACUGCUAGUGGUGUGUAUAGUAAUGUGCGUUACCCAUUUGCAAGACAACCUGGCCAAUGCGUGAUCGUGGAUUUGUCCACCACGUACACUCAAGACAACAUUGAAGCGGUAUGUAAUGGAAUAACAAGAUUCUCGAAUCUUCUUUGUUUGAUGAAAAACGGGCCGAGGCGAGUUCCACACUUUAGCAUAUUGUGCGCACUGACUUAUCCUGAGGUAUUAUUGCCUUUCAUACAACUUAACAACGAGUCGCACACACGGAUCCAAGGUGCGGUGGAAGAGCUGCGUCGAUUGUCGAGAGAAACCACGAAUCACUGUGGCGCUAGUUCAGUUAAGAUGUUGGAACAAGCCCUACGUGAGGCGGUGAAUCAAUUUCACAAGUUUAAACGAAAUGAUCUUUUUUUUUCAAAGUUAGAAGUGACUGUCAUGUGUUUUAGGCCGCCUCAAACACUCCUGGCGCUGGUCAAAACAACUUUGACGGGAAUUGAUAUAUCGGAUAUACCACGCGUCACUUUGUUUGGAAUGGCACCGACCGGAGAUUACCCGGUACCAGAUGACAUUACACUAAGUAAUGACGACGCAGAUUUAACUGGUAUCUUGGAAUUGGUAUCUGGGGAAGUGGACUCGGUUUGUGUUGAGAUGUUCUUGAGAAGGUUGUUGUCGGAUAAAAGUACAGACAGGGAACAUGUGCACUUGUAUUUUAAUUCCGGACUUCGAAUCAAAUGUGAUUUGCAGGAGAGAGUACUGGACCCAUCAGAGUUUAUAUUUAGUCAACAUUUUGUAUUGAGUUCAAACGCCGACCACAUAAAAAAUGUUCAGUUAAAGGCAGUAAAACCAGGCGAAUCGGUUCCAAUUACACAGUUACAAAUUAUUCAACAAGUUCCCUCUGCGUCCGUGUGUGAAUCCGUUCUAUUUGGUCAUCCGUAUGUUAUGUACAACUCGCGAUGCUGGAGAAUGGAAUGGAAUGAACUUGAAACUAAUCAGAAUAGAUUCAUCACUUUCUCUCAAUACUUAAUUGACAACGAUGUAUGUGUUGUUUGUAAGAACAUCACACAACAAUCCAACAAAAGGGGCCGGAUACAACUUCCUACAGCAUUGUUUCUUAUAAUGGCGGCACCGAACCCAGCGACUUUGUUAAUAAAGUCUAUCGCAUCAGGUACCCUGCUACUUGAUUGUGAUUUACCGAAUCAACAAAAAUUGGAAUUAACUUCGCUUCAAGCGAGAGCAGAAAUUAUUAAUGAAAUGUCAAAGGUUGAGAGGCAAAAUACUUUUAACCCCUUGUUCGUAACAGAUGUGUUAUCGGCUUCAUUCACCAACCCACAUAAUGCAAUUUCGACUAAACAGCCAAAUAAAACAAAACGAUCGACGGCCAACCAAACGAAUAAAGCUAAGGCUAUACCACUAAAAAUUAAAAGGUUUCUACCUCCAAGACAAGAUCGGAUUAAUAAAUGAGAAGUUAGUUCACCUUACGUGUUACGUUGUUUGGUUUUUGGAAAGUGUUCUUUGUUAAAAUAUUUUAUUGUAAAAAUAAACUACAAACAAUCAUAAACUGGAACGCAGUGUGCACAUAUAUUAAGUAACUGUUAUCUACAAUUCAGGGUAGUAUGUGCCAAACAUGAAUUUGAUAAUUACGUUUUUAAUUAGAGAUUUUACAACGUAAUCAAUAUGUUAAGUUACAAAUUCAAAA
Molecule: messenger RNA, 2082 nt
Organism: Ciona intestinalis (vase tunicate)
Lineage: Eukaryota; Metazoa; Chordata; Ascidiacea; Phlebobranchia; Cionidae
Product: meiosis 1 arrest protein-like
Biological process (GO): spermatogenesis; meiosis I; male meiosis chromosome separation
Source: RefSeq, a predicted model, not a curated record